Rangifer tarandus platyrhynchus (Svalbard reindeer) is the source of this 381-nucleotide messenger RNA. The record is from the annotation of a GenBank genome assembly. Lineage: Eukaryota; Metazoa; Chordata; Mammalia; Artiodactyla; Cervidae.
AUGUUUCGGCGUAAGGGUGCGGCAGCACUGGUGCCUUCCAGGCUAAUUUUUCAGGAACAGUACAGCUGUGCGACAAGCAGGAGGCACACCCAUGCUGCUGCCGAUCAUGGCGGCGCUGCUGCGUACCAGGGCGUCUGUAUCACGGCGUCUUCAAGCACCUCAAGACGCAGCCGCGGCACGUCGAAUGUUUCGGCGUACUGCUGGAGCAGCAGUGGUGCCUUUCAUGCUAAUUUCUCACGAACGGCCCAGCUGUACCACAAGCAGGAGGUACGCAUGGUGCUGCUGCCUACCAUGGCGGCGCUGCUGCAUAUCAAGGCGUCUUUCAGCCUCCCACACCCCCCCCAGCGGGCCGUCGAAUGUUUCGGCGUAAGGGUGCGGUAG